UUAAUAAUCCUCAAUUUCAUCAAAAUCCUUCAGAAAGAGGCUUUCCUGUGUGAUAAUUUUAAUGGCUAAUUUCCACUGAAAAUAGAUCAGACAGAUACAGAGCUUUUAAGAUUACUAGAGAGCGAAUGUGAGACAGAGUCUUGUGAGACAGAGACAAAGACGCUGACUGAUGGUGAUCCUAUGUCACUAAUAAUACCUAUCGUUGUGGGCAGUAUCAUUUUUUGUCUGAUCAUCUUCGGUUGAACAUGCUUCUAUAUCUUCAUGAAAUGGGUGAAUCAUAGGCAUUAUACUCAUAAAAGAAGAGACUCUAUUACACGCAUGCACGAAGAUGAAGAAAAUGGUAAUAGGAUCAGGAUGGAUGAUAAUGGCGAAAUAAGGAUACAAGGAAUAGGUUCUUCUAAUAGGAGCAAUGAACCUUUUGAGUAUUUUGUGGUUAUGAGGCCUGUAAAUGGUGAAGGCGAACGUACGGUCGCUCAGCUCCAGACGAAGAAAGCAAAGCCUUUUGAUCCCUUUAAUCGACCAAAAGGACCUCUUGAAAACUGAUUUAUGGAACCUCCUCAAAGAGCUCAUAGAGAAAUGGCAAGAGAAGAUGAAAAAGGGCAUGAGAAUAGCAAAAAUAAUAUAUCUGCUAUAAGCGCAGCUGAUAGAAUAGAGAAUCUUGCCAAUGGAGACUUUGAUUUUCAUUCGAGUAGGGAUCGAAGAGCAAGCCAUGACAUCAGUAAUAGAAGGAGAUCAGAACGUCUCAGUCAAGAUCACUCGAAUCAAAGGUUAGAAGAAUCAAAACACCAACCAGCUAAUCCUGGUCCACAUUUACUCCACAACAAUGACCUAAAUUUUGAGGUGGAUGAGAUGGAACAGAUCUUGACUAAUGAGAGACUUUAUAAUGAGAUAUUAAUGCCAAACAACCCACCUCCAAGAAGCCCAUCCUCCCAACAAAACGUCAACAACUUCUUCUCUGAACCUCCAGCCCCUCUUCCCCAACCUCAAUCUAACCAAAACUCUCUGAACAGGAACAACCCAGCCUUGGAGAUGGCAGACCAAGCCAGAGCUGAGCGCAAGAAGUUGAAGAAGGAGAAGAAGGUCAAUAAAGUCCUAGAAUUUACGGAGAAGGGAUGUUAUGACAAGAAUUUUGCGGAAUUUGAAGAGAAAGAAUGAGCUAUCUGUUUUGAUGAAUAUGAGCAAGGCAAUGAUAUUAGGAAGCUCAUCAAAUGUGGUCAUCUAUUCCAUGCGCAUUGUAUCGAAGAUUGGAUUUCCGCGACAAUAUCGAGGAAGAAGCACCGUAACCAACACAUUGCUCCAACUUGCCCAUUGUGCAAAAUUGAAAUUAAAUAGUACAAUAUAUGCUAAAAUGCUUUAAACUAA
This is a messenger RNA of Moneuplotes crassus, 1362 nucleotides long. NCBI's taxonomy places the organism in Eukaryota, Ciliophora, Spirotrichea, Euplotida, Euplotidae. The record is from the annotation of a GenBank genome assembly.